Leishmania braziliensis MHOM/BR/75/M2904 is the source of this 1797-nucleotide messenger RNA. RefSeq lists its product as hypothetical. The record is from RefSeq and is a predicted model, not a curated record. NCBI's taxonomy places the organism in Eukaryota, Euglenozoa, Kinetoplastea, Trypanosomatida, Trypanosomatidae. The transcript has a single exon. The coding region runs from base 1 to 1797 and encodes 598 amino acids.
AUGGAGCGAUCGUCACCAGAGCAGUGGAGCUCGCCAUCGCCGCUGACGAUGAGCGGCGAAAUAGCUCUGCUCCCGCGGCCACCUCUGUCCGGGUUCAACUACCGCCGCGACCCUGCUCUGAUGAUGGACCAGGAACCUAUUCCGCCGGAGACGAUUACCAUCCAAGAUGCGUGCACAGCCCCAACCACCGGUCUGCGACGUCCACACUGUGAUGUGCCUCACCUCCACGCUGCGAACGCGACCAGCAGCAGCAGCGGCGGCGGCGGCGGUGUGCCGUCGAUUGCCAUCCCGUACAUCGCACUCCACAACGUUGGGUGGAAGGACUCCAACUUUAAAGGUCGCAAGUGGGUCAUCAUCCCAAUGGUUGCGGGGUUCGAGUCGACCUUCAUCGCCAACACGCUGCAGGGACUGCUCUGCUUGCCGGGGUGCGAGUCCGUCAUGAUGGGCAAGUCCGCCGUGACGGGUAGCAGUGGCGGUGGCAGCCGUCACGACAACGGGAGACCUCUUGGACGAGAUGACGGCCGUAGUUGUGGCGAGUCUGGAGUGGUAUUGCAGUCGUCACGCAGCUCGUCGCUGGCAGAGCGGCAGCAGCAGGCGCAGGCGCACGAAGCAGACAAUGAGGACGACGAUGACGACGACGACGACUCGGAGCGGCACUCCCACGCGUACUCCGCUUCUCCAGAGGGAGCGGAGGAGCACUCGCUGAGCUCCUCUGUCGCGUCGGAGCAGGUGGCCACGGAGGAUCGUACGGAUCGCCUGUUCAGUGGUGAAGGCGGCGACGCGGGAAAAGGCGCUGCGGCGGUCCAAAGCGGAGGCGCUGGUGAUGCGCCUCAGGAGCUUCGCGGGGGUAUUCGCAGCCAGUGGAGGACUCGUGUGAAGACGGCCGCCUCGCGCACGUACACCUCCUACGUGAUGCAGCACCUCGGGGACGCGAACAUCCAGCUGAGGACACCGGUGCCUCGCGAUGGACUCAUGAGCGACUCCCCGGUGACAGACACGCAGUUAGAUGACGCCGAGGAGUUGGAGUCGCUGCGAGGUCAGUCCGCCACGGUACCGCGCUGCUUGGCCCCAGUGACGCUUCCCAAGGAGUCGAAAGGCGUGUCGCACAUGACGGGCGGCAAUGGCUCGGGUAAAUCGCGCCCGCCCGUCAGCAUCUUUCUGGCCUCUGAGGCCAAAGACAACAAAGUAGGCACUUCCACCGGCGGAACCACCUCCGCGGCGGGCGCCGAGUCGCCCGACUGUGCCUCACUGACAACAACCAUUGCAUCGGCAGCUCUACCUCCCGGCACGGCUUCGGCGGCUGCAACUACUACCGUCUCACCGCCGGAGAAGGCGGCGGUGCUGAUGGGGCUGGAGGAGGGACACAGCUCCGACGACAACAACUCACCGACGCCGAGCAGCCGGGAGGAAGAAGAGGAAGAAGAAGAAGUGUGGAUGUCAACGGAGGACACGGGUGCUGGGCAGUCCGGUGGGGCAUCACAGCAUGCGGCAGUGACACGGAUGACGAACCACCAAGUAGCGCAAGACGCGUCGCGCUACACGUGCUUCGCAAGCAACUGCGUGGAUAACAUGCCAAACUACCCACUCCCGCAACUGCAGAGCGAGGACUUGGUCGAUCUGGCCGCCUUCAUGGUCAUCCGCAGCUCCCUGCAACCGGAUGAGGCGACAGACUUGCAGCUCGGCACUCAUGUGCUGGGCAACCCUUACCACGUACGGCUGCUGCCACCUGAGCAGCGCGCCGCGUUGAUGAGCCGCGCAGCACGGCUGAUGGAGGCUGCAGUGUUCCUCCAAGUAUAA